Molecule: messenger RNA, 1406 nt
Organism: Antrostomus carolinensis (chuck-will's-widow)
Lineage: Eukaryota; Metazoa; Chordata; Aves; Caprimulgiformes; Caprimulgidae
Gene: BICC1
Product: BicC family RNA binding protein 1
Exons: 10
Cellular component (GO): cytoplasm
Molecular function (GO): protein binding
Source: RefSeq, a predicted model, not a curated record
GUUUUUCUGCUAUUCCACACCUAAUGAUACCAUCUACCACCCAAGCAACCUUAACUAGUAUUCUGUUGUCUGGAGUACCUAAUUAUAGUCAAAACACUCCAUCUCCACCGCCAGGCUUGACUCCUGUUGAAGUCCAUGUUAACGGCAUGCAAUCAGAGAGUAAAAAAGGCUCACCUUCUUUAAAUGGUCACGUAAAGACCUCAAAUAUCAAGUACGCUGCACUGUCUGCCACAUCACUAGGAGAAAAUGUGUUGAGCACAAACCACAGUGAUCCAGUAAGACAAACAAGUACUCAUGGUGCCUCAGACCAAGUAGCUGCCAAAACAAGUAGUACAGAAGGUUGCAAUGAUGCUUUUGUAGAAGUGGGCAUGCCAAGAAGUCCAUCCCAUUCUGCAAAUACCAGUGAUCUGAAGCAAAUGAUGAGCUCUUCCAAACAGGCCUGUGCUAAGAGACAAACGGUUGAAUUACUGCAAGGCACCAAAAACUCUCACUUACAUACCACAGAGAGGCUGCUCUCAGAUGCAGAGUUAAGUGCUUCUGAAAGUCCCAUGGCUGAUAAAAAGGCUCCUGGAAGCGAACGUGCAGCAGAGCGAGCAGCAGCUGCACAGCAGAACUCUGAAAGAGCACGUCUGGCUCCACAGGCGUCAUAUGUAAAUAUGCAGGCAUUUGACUAUGAACAGAAAAAGCUACUAGCAACCAAAGCUAUGUUAAAGAAGCCAGUUGUUACAGAAGUGAGAACUCCAACAAAUACAUGGAGUGGUUUGGGAUUCUCUAAAUCUAUGCCUGCAGAAACUAUCAAGGAACUAAGAAGAGCGAAUCAUGUAUCGUACAAGCCAUCUAUGACAACUACAUACGAGGGUUCAUCGAUGUCUCUCUCACGAUCCAACAGUCGGGAGCACCUGGGUAGUGGCAGUGAAUCUGAUAACUGGAGAGACCGUAAUGGGCUUGGACCCGCAGCUCAUAAUGAGUUUGUCUCCUCAAUUGACAGCACCAAACGGAAACAAAAUAAAUCAGCUGAACACUAUCUCAGUAGCAGUAAUUACAUGGACUGCAUUUCCUCACUGACGGGAAGCAACGGCUGUAACCUGAACAGUCUGUUUAAAGGAUCUGAUCUGCCUGAGCUGUUCAGCAAACUUGGUCUGGGCAAAUACACAGAUGUAUUCCAACAGCAAGAGAUUGAUCUGCAGACAUUCCUUACUCUUACUGACCAAGAUUUGAAAGAGUUAGGAAUUACCACUUUUGGUGCCAGGAGAAAAAUGCUGCUUGCAAUCUCAGAACUGAAUAAAAACCGAAGAAAGCUCUUUGACCCAUCAAACAUACGUGCCUCAUUCCUGGAAGGUGGAGCUAGUGGAAGACUGCCACGUCAGUAUCAUUCGGACAUUGCUAGUGUCAGCGGUCGCUGGUAG